AUGACAGGUCAACUUCGGAGGACCACUUCGGUAGGGCCAGCUCUAAGACCCGCUCGAUUCGUAGGGAUAAAAGGAGUGCUCGAGACCACAGCCGUUAACCGCCGUUGUGAAAACCAGGCGGCCAGUCUCGCAGACGGGAUUGGGGAGGGAGGAGGGGAAAAUGAGAAUAACGAGAGAGCCAUGGUGACGGAAAUAGCAGCCCCUCGGUGCGUUGCAGUGACGGGGACCUUGGAGGAAAUGUCGACGUCAAAGAAAGACUUUUCGGGGGGACCUUGGGGCCAUGCUGACCCGCAUUUGGACGGUCGACGUCAGGAGAAUUUAGUUGAAGGGGAUCCAUUCAGGAAGAGUCGAUAUCGUAUCUUCGAACAAGACACAUCUAGUCAUGAAAGCAGGCGGUAUGACGCCAGCACCAACACCGCUUUCGCUUUCCUUCCUGAAAGCGGCGAGGAGGAGAUCGCUGACGUAAUCAUCUUCCUGAGACGGCGGUACUUGAGGCUGGGCGAGGCAUGA
This is a messenger RNA of Aspergillus tanneri, 510 nucleotides long. RefSeq lists its product as uncharacterized. Lineage: Eukaryota; Fungi; Ascomycota; Eurotiomycetes; Eurotiales; Aspergillaceae. Bases 1 to 510 code for a protein of 169 amino acids. The record is from RefSeq and is a predicted model, not a curated record. The transcript has 2 exons.